This is a messenger RNA of Ostreococcus lucimarinus CCE9901, 3658 nucleotides long. RefSeq lists its product with no specific name. The transcript has a single exon. Lineage: Eukaryota; Viridiplantae; Chlorophyta; Mamiellophyceae; Mamiellales; Bathycoccaceae. Bases 1 to 3642 code for a protein of 1213 amino acids. The record is from RefSeq and is a predicted model, not a curated record.
AUGACGCUCGCGAGAGAUGCGCGACGCGACGACGACGACGACGACGCGCGAGGGGGGGACGCGGCGCGGGCGCGAGCGGGCGACGACGGCGCGAAAGAUGAUGACGACGCGAACGUCGAAGACUCGGACGAGGAGGAGGAGGAGGAAGAUGGAGAGGACGGCGACGGGGACGACGACGACGACGACGACGACUUUGAAGUCUCGCGCGGACGAAGACGGGCGUCGCGAUCGACGGAGCGCGGCGCGCAGGUCGGUGGGAUCGAGGGGGCGGACGUUGAAGGUUUGCCCGCGGUAGAGGCGAGCGCGUUUUCCAUCGAUGCCGAUCGAGCGCGGUUCAAGGCGGGGACGCUGAAGGCGGAGGUGUUUAAAAUGCUCGAGGCGGCGUGGCCGAAAUUGAUGGACGCGAACGAACUUUACGAGAUGGGCACCAAGGCUGGAGUGAACGUGGGGAAGAAUAAGACGGUGUUGGCCAGUGGGUUGUCGCACGAUCAGUGCUUCGUGCGGAUGCCGGGGACGAAAAACAAGUGGGCGUUGCGCGCGCACGUCGGACUGCCCGCGGGAACCAAGCGCAAGGCGGAGAGCGAGAAGGAACCGAGAGAGAGAAAGGCGAAAGCACCGCGCGUGCGAGGAGGGUUCUCCGCGAUUUUAGAGUCGAUGGACGGCGACGAAAAGGCCAUGCUUUUGGCGUGGACGGAAAAGCUCAAGCAGAACGCGGGCGACUUGAAAAAGGCCAAGCAGCAGGUGGAGAAGGCGAAGAACGCGCUUGAAAGGGCUAGCAAGGCGUUGGAAGAGUUCGAAGCCAAUCCUUCGACGGAUAGCGUCGUGCAGUCGAAAAGUGCCGAAGACAUCUUGUGCGAGCCAGAGGCGCCGAGCGACGUCCUGGAUAAGGAGUACCGCGUGUACACGGGACCGGAUGAUCGCAAGUUUUUAAUCGCGUGGAGGAAAUCUGUGGAAACCGAGCGCGCUCGUGUGAAGAGAGCGCAGGACGUGUACGUGUCGCAACGCAAGAAGGAAAUUCGCGAAGCGUCGACGAAGUUGAACAAAAAGCGCGAACAGCUCACGAGCGCCGUCAGCAAGGCUCAGCAACAGCUCAGGUUGGCGGAAGGCACCGUCGAGCGCGCAGAAAUCGUCCACGAAAUCACUCGAGAUCGAAUUCAAUUGAUGAAAGAAAAGGCCUCAGUCGAAGGUGAAGACGCGAUCAAGGCUGUGAAUGAGAAAAUCACCGCCCUCGACGAGAAAAUGACGCAGCUCUUCGGGCAAAAGUUGGCCGCGAUUGAAAAUCAGAUUGAACGGGAAAAACUCAGGCUCAUGGCCAAGGGAGAACGCGACGCCGAACGCGCUCGUCUGAUUGAGGAGAAGAACCGCUUGAAAGAAGAAGAAAAGGCUGAGCGAGCGAAACAGCGCGAAACUGAAAAAGCCGAACGAGACAAGGCCAAGGCGGAGGAAAAGGCGGCCAAGGAAAAGGCUGCGCGCUAUCCUUUAGACGACGACAUUUUAGCCGUCGAGCUCGCGGAGGAGUCAAAGGAGACGGGUGUACCUCUAGAAACCUUGCUCAAACCAAUUCCAGCUCCGGUUCCGUUGGCAAACGGGCAAGUCCUCGCGGAAGAAGCUUUCGUCGCCGAGUUUAUCAGCGUUUUUGGCGCUGGAAUUCAAGCGCCGCAAGGAUUGACCAAUGUCGAAGGCGUGAACGCGAUGUUUGAGAAUACCCCCAAGUCUCGAUCGACGCUCGCCGAGCUAUACUUGAGCAUCAUUUACGAAGCAUUGACUCCCGCGGCGAGUGGUCCUGGGCGUUUCGUGGCGCGUUUGAACCGCAUCGUGAACAAUCUCAACUGGCCGGAGGUGGCCCGCAAACUCAUCUUGCACGGGGGUGAAGAAGCACACGGAAAAAAAGCGGUCGAGGUCGCCACCAAACUUGCAAAGAGUACGUGGGACAAACUUUCAAACGCCGAUCAUCUCGUUUUACUUCGAGCUUUGGCCGAUUUGGCACUUCAAGGCGACGUGUGCCGCGACAUCAUCUCGUCACGCAUGCAGCAAGCGGACAUUUUCCGAAGCGAACGCCACGAGGCCAGACUUAAAGCUGUCGCAAACCGACGUAUCGUUGAAAAGGCUGAGAAAGAAGAGCGAAAACGAGAGCGUGAACGAAUCGCCGAGGAGAAACGCGCCGCGAAAGCGGCGGCUGAGGCGGCCAAGGUGGGCGCAAACCCAGAGGGCGAUGUCAAGAUCGAAGAAGACGCAAAAGAAACCAAGGACGACGAAGUCAAGGAAGAUGUCACGAUGGAGGAUGCGUCUGAGCCUAUGUUUGAGCUGCCGGAACGCCUUCGCGAGUACAAGGGCCAUCCGGAUGACAGACACACGCUCAUGGCUUGGAAGAACGAAGUCGCCAAGGUUCAAGCAGAACUCGAUCGCGAACGCGAAGAAUACGAGAGCGAUCGUUCGAAGGAAGUCCGCAUGCAAAAAGCGACUGAGUCGGAGAUCAAGCGCAAGAAAGAAGCUGUCGAAGAAGAGGCCCGACGGAAGCUCGAGCUGGAGGAGAAGCGCAGUCGGGAUCGCGAGAUUAAGCGCGCGGCGGAAGACGCGGCGUGCCAGGUUCGAGCGAGACCUCUCGGUAUGGAUCGACAUCUCGCGACUUACUGGUGGAAUUUUGGCGGACGUAAAGAUGCCGUGUACGUGCAGUCGUUCUCGGGCGAAUGGGGCGUGUACAACUCGCAGGAAGCCGUCGACGCUUUGGUGGAUGCGCUGUGCGAAAAAGGUGUUCGCGAACUCGGUUUGAAAAAGCAGCUCGAGAAGCGCAAGGUUACCAUCGCUGACGCGUUCAAACUAUUGGCAGAAACUCAAGAAGAACGUGAUGCGCGAUUUGCGGCGCAGCUUGAGGGUGGUGAACGUCGUUCUGCGAGAUCUCGCACGGCUCCGUCCAACGACGCGUACGUCGCCACGCGUCCCGCUGCUGAUCUCGCUUGCGACGAAGGUGCAGUCAUCACCGCUGCGAGAAAGUGCAUGGACACUAUGUGCAUCAACGCUGAGCGAAUUGGUCUGGAAACCGACGUUGACUGGAGAACGUUCCGCAACAAGUUGAAGAAUGCCCAUAACUCGUACGUUGCCGAAAGUCUUCUUCACCUCGAGGAGAAAUACUUUGAAUGCCAAAUCAAAGAGUUCAAGCUUGCGGCUGAGCGUGAAAAGAUUGAGCGUGAAAAGCAACCGGAAGCGCCGGAUGAACUCUCGAAGGCCACGCUCGAGGCGCUCGUUUUGAAGCACACGGGUAAGGAUAUGAGUUCGUGGAAGCUCGCUCGUCGAAAACUCGCAGCUUUGUUGCCGAAGGAAAUCAUCGCUGAAGCCGUGGAAGAACGUCGUCGUCAACAACUCGAUAGCGAGGAAGACGACGACGAGGACGAGGACGAAGACGAGGAAGUCGAUGAUAGCUGGAAUAACGACGAAAACGCCCCCGAGGACGUCGGAGACAUUUCCAUCUGGAAGGGCUCCCUUCAACGAGACCAAUUCCGAGAGUACUUGAACCCGCAAGAGGACUUCCCAGUCGUGCGAAUCGCCUACGCCGCGGCGACAUUGUUGGAUGCAACGUGCGCAUUCUCCGAAGAAAUCGUUCACAGGCGAGAAUUACGAGGAGAAGGCGAGGAGAUGACGAAUUAGUUAGAAUUGUUGAUUU